Molecule: messenger RNA, 2041 nt
Organism: Lindgomyces ingoldianus
Lineage: Eukaryota; Fungi; Ascomycota; Dothideomycetes; Pleosporales; Lindgomycetaceae
Exons: 4
Coding region: 1-1965 (654 amino acids)
Source: RefSeq, a predicted model, not a curated record
AUGGCCUUUGGCCUAGGAGCUUCAGCAGUGGUCUUAAAACGAGACGACGGCAAAUGCUGCUUUACAUUGAAAGGCACUGGCUCGGUCACCGGUCCCGUCUGGCAGCUUCGAGAGGGAACAAUUCGUAUUGGUGGCAGCAAUCCUCCAUCCAAGUUCUGCAUCGAUACGUCGACGAGAACUAUGACAGAUCCUGCUGGUAGGGGUUGCGGCAUUGGAGCAUCGUCUAAGUUAGCAUGCAGAGCUGGUAUUUCCCGUUCUCAUGGCUUCCUCGGGGACGGCAAAUCCCUCACAUUUCGGAGUGAUCCAACAUUCUGGGCUUGCCCUGUCGAUGUCAUUGGUGGUGAAUACAGUGUCUUUAGCAGUCCUAUCGUAACUAAAUCGCCCUGCGUCCCUAUCACAUUGAGCCCUUCUGGAGACUGCAUACCACAGACCCCGCCACAUGAGAAGAAGAAUAUGGAUUGCAAGAAGUACGAUGACUGCUACAAGGCACCGGAAUGCUUUAUGCCGGAGGUCCCCAAAGCCUGCCGGAAACCACAUUACGAUCUCCCGAGACCGCUGCCAGAGGCGGUGAAAUAUGACUGCUCUUGGUAUGCAGCAUGUGAGAAAGCACCCAAGUGUAUGGUCCCGGCCAAGGUCCCCCCCAAGUGCAAGCCAACACUAUCUAGGAUGGCAAUUGCGCCACCUCACGCCAACUGCUCUUGGCUGAAGGAAUGCGAUGAAAUGGGCUUCUGCGUUUACCCAGUUAAGCUUGCGGAGUCUUGUCUCAAGCCGACCCCAUCUCCACCAGCGCCUUUAUCCUCCAGUCCAGCCCCUCCUCCACCCUCGAAAUCUAUCCCGCCACCGCCAUCGCCGCUAUGUCACAGUGUGUGCUCCACGCCCACACCCAAGUCAACUCCCUCUCCUUCGUUCUCUCUUCCGCCGCAUACUUCACCAAGAAUCAAACGCUCGUCUUCGUCGGAGCACAAAACAACCCAUCGUCUUUCACCUUCUUCCACUUCCAAAAUUUCUUCUUCAAUCCCAUCACAUCCAGAAUCGACGACCAUUCCUUCAUGUAAACAAAUCGAAAGAUGCUUCAAGAAUCCCAAAUGCCCCAAGCCGAAGGAAAUUCAGGAAGGGCAUGAAUGUUGGAAGCUCGAAUAUUUCCACUGGGGGCAUGAGGGUAGCUUUUUGUCUUCAUCUAAAUGCGGGUCGAUGAAGUGCGAGGAGGAGUCGAUGGAGGGUAAGCAUGGUCAGACCAAGGGGCCGCGUCGCGAUCCUCCCGGUACAAAUAUGCCUGAAAAUAUGCCUACAACAACGCAGAUGGUAAGUUUAACGACUUCGAAGGCACCCAUAACGUCAAUGAAUUUCAAGAAGCCUCACAAGACGACGACUUUGUCGGAGAAGCCCGGAAAGUUAUGCUCGGCCACGCACAAUCACUCACCCCACGCAACACCCGCUCCCUUGACAUCCCGCGAAAAGGGCCCCGCGCAAUGCAAAAAGGAUCUCUCAGGCUCCCACGUUCAACCCCUCUACAUCCAACAAAUCAGCCGUCAUCAACCAAAGCACACCUGGCCACCGUCUCAACACGCCAAGAUCUGCAAAGGCGUGUCCGCGCUCUACACCUUCGACAUCCCCUCUUCCUUCACCGGCAAGAAAUGCGAACUCCUCUUCCUCUUCCCCCGCCGUAAGCAUCUCGCCGACUCUCACUUCAGCUUCAAUAACAAGGGGGCUGUGGAUGUGGAUAGGUUGAACAAGUCCGUGGGACCAGGAGCCACCUUCGAGUCUCUGGAACAUGCGAAUCCGGAAAUGCAUUUGACGCGCUUUGAUCUGAUAAAUGGGAAGCAUUGGGUGCUAGAUAGGCAGCCGUGUACGCCGGGGCAGAUUUCGUAUGAGUUGCUAGAUAUGGAUGAUUUGUGUGUGGAGUUUGAUCAGUCUGGGCCUGUGGUUGGGAAGCGGCCUGUGGGGCUUUAUGUUGCGGCUUGCUGAGGGGAAGUAGAAGUAGAAGUGGUAAGAAAGGCCGUGGGUGAACUCGUUCUUGUUUCUAGUAUUCAUGAAGGUCUAU